Molecule: messenger RNA, 2540 nt
Organism: Phyllostomus discolor (pale spear-nosed bat)
Lineage: Eukaryota; Metazoa; Chordata; Mammalia; Chiroptera; Phyllostomidae
Gene: SLC27A3
Product: solute carrier family 27 member 3
Exons: 10
Coding region: 401-2395 (664 amino acids)
Cellular component (GO): endoplasmic reticulum; mitochondrion
Molecular function (GO): long-chain fatty acid transmembrane transporter activity; long-chain fatty acid-CoA ligase activity
Source: RefSeq, a predicted model, not a curated record
AUGGACUUUGAUCCAAACGCCCUGGUUCUCAGACCUGAACGCCAAAGUCCAGCCAGACGCCUAAACCGCCCUUGAGAAGGAACCUAAAAGGAGAUGACCCUGAGAUGCAGGGAAGGUGUACGAGCACCGCCCAGGACCUGGUGGAGUGCGGGCGAGUAGCCGGUAAAGAGUGUUUCUAGGGCGGAGCUUGGGGGUGGAGAGGCCGGGAGUGUUGGGGCCGUCCCCCCCCCUCCGCCCCCGCUCCCCUCCAGGGGGAAGGGGCGUGUGCCAGCGCACGCGCGCUCCCUUGAAGCAGCAGUCUCGGAGACAGAACGAGAGGCCCCAGUUUUUCGGAAGCGAGUAGCAGUGCUGACUGCGAACAGCUGGGGCCAGAAGGCGCCGAGACCAAGAAGAGGGUACCAUGGCUACCCUCCUGCUGCUGCUUCUGUUGCUGCUGUUGCCGCUACUGCUGCACCUCUGGCCUCAGUGGCGCUGGCUGGCAGCAGACUUGGCCUUCACGGUGCGCGCCCUACGCUGCAAACGCGCGCUCCGAGCACGCGCCCUGGCCGCGGCCACAGCCGACCCGCAGGGUCCGGAGGGGGGUUGCAGCCUGGCCUGGCGCCUCGCACAACUGGCUCGCCAGCGGCCGGCGCACACCUUCCUCAUCCACGGCGCGCAGUGCUUCAGCUAUGCUGAGGCCGAGCGCCAGAGCAAUCGGGCGGCACGCGCCUUCCUGCGCGCACGGGGCUGGGAAGGGGUCAGCGGCUACGCUUCAAGGGGCGCCCGGGAGGGCCAGGGAGCAGCCGGAAGCGGGGAGGGGCAGGCCGCGAGGGAUGGGAAUGGCGCGGCCCCUCUGGCACCCGGAGCCACCGUGGCGCUGCUCCUUCCUGCCUCCCCGGAGUUCUUGUGGCUUUGGUUCGGGCUAGCCAAGGCCGGUCUGCGUACGGCCUUUGUGCCCACCGCCCUGCGCCGGGGACCCCUACUGCACUGCCUCCGCAGCUGCGGCGCGAGCGCGCUGGUGCUGGCGCCAGAGUUCCUGGAGUCCCUGGAGCCUGACCUGCCGGCCCUGAGAGCCAUGGGGCUCCACCUGUGGGCUGCAGGGCCUGAAACCCAUUCUGCUGGAAUCAGCGAUUUGCUGGCUGAGGUCUCGGCUGAAUUGGAUGGGCCUGUGCCUGGGUACCUAUCUGCUCCCCAGAGCAUAAUGGACACGUGUCUGUACAUCUUCACCUCUGGCACUACUGGCCUCCCCAAGGCUGCUCGGAUCAGUCACCUGAAGGUCCUGCAGUGCCAGGGGUUCUACCAGCUGUGUGGUGCCCACCAGGAGGACGUGAUCUACCUGGCCCUCCCACUCUACCACAUGUCCGGCUCCCUGCUGGGCAUUGUGGGCUGUUUGGGCAUUGGGGCCACAGUGGUGCUGAAGUCCAAGUUCUCAGCUGGUCAGUUCUGGGAGGACUGCCAGAAACACAGGGUGACCGUGUUCCAGUACAUCGGGGAAUUAUGUCGAUAUCUUGUCAACCAGCCCCCGAGUCAGGCAGAACGUGGACAUAAGGUCCGGCUGGCAGUGGGCAGCGGGCUGCGCCUGGACACCUGGGAGCGUUUUGUGCGGCGCUUCGGGCCCCUGCAGGUGCUGGAGACGUAUGGGCUGACAGAGGGCAACGUGGCCACUUUCAACUACACAGGACAGCGAGGUGCUGUGGGCCGAGCUUCCUGGCUUUACAAGCGUGUCUUCCCCUUCUCUUUGAUUCGCUUCGAUGUCACCACGGGGGAGCCACUUCGGGACACCCGUGGGCACUGUGUGGCCACAUCUCCAGGUGAACCAGGGCUGCUGGUGACACCAGUGAGCCAGCAGUCCCCGUUCUUGGGCUACGCCGGGGACCCAGAGCUGGCCAAGGGAAAGCUGCUCAAGGAUGUCUUCCGGCCUGGGGAUGUUUUCUUCAACACUGGGGACCUGCUGGUCUGCGAUGACCAAGGCUUCCUCCGCUUCCAUGAUCGCACUGGGGACACCUUCAGGUGGAAGGGGGAGAAUGUGGCCACGACAGAGGUGGCAGAGGCCUUGGAGGCCCUGGACUUCCUCCAGGAGGUGAACGUCUACGGCGUCACCGUGCCAGGACACGAAGGCAGGGCUGGGAUGGCAGCCCUGGUUCUGCGUCCCCCCCACUCGUUGGACCUCGUGCAGCUCUACGCCCAUGUUUCCGAGAACUUGCCGCCUUAUGCCUGGCCCCGGUUCCUCAGGCUCCAGGAGUCUCUGGCCACCACAGAGACCUUCAAGCAGCAGAAGGUCCGGAUGGCGAAGGAGGGCUUUGACCCGAGCACACUGUCCGACCCGCUGUACAUUCUAGACCAGGCGGGGGGCGCCUACCUGCCCCUCACGCCUGCCCGGUAUGGAGCCCUCCUGGCCGGGGACCUUCGGAUCUGAGAGCCCUCCACCGCAGCUGCGGGAGGGGCUGUGUGGGGCGGGGGCGCUGAAGGUGUCCAGGGGCUGCCGGGAUCUUUUCUACGCUACAUUUGUAAUCACGGUUUUGUAAUAAAUGUGGCCAGAGCCAGUUCGGCUGUCUUUCUCA